Molecule: messenger RNA, 1132 nt
Organism: Leptinotarsa decemlineata (Colorado potato beetle)
Lineage: Eukaryota; Metazoa; Arthropoda; Insecta; Coleoptera; Chrysomelidae
Product: ADP-ribosylarginine hydrolase CG2909
Source: RefSeq, a predicted model, not a curated record
AUGUUACUUAUGUUGGUGAGAAAGAUCAUAUCCUCAAAUUAUUCUGAAAUCAUAUCAGUUGAUUUGAAAGAAUUCUCUCCAUUGAUUAUGAAAAAAUGUUUAACGUACGAUGAAAUGAAAUUGUCAGUGUUUUUGUCUGUCAGUUCUUACACCUAUUUCGUGAAUUUAGGGGAGAGAGCAAAUUUUGGUAAACAUUUGGAAAAUAGGGAAGACAUUGCGAGAGAAGGCAUAAUAAUUGGCCUGAUUGGUCCAAGAUUGAAGAAAAGAAACGUAAUGGAAUAUCAAGAAAUUGUUUUUAGUGAAGCACAAAAUACAAAUGUGAAUGGUUAUGGUACUAAAAUCAAUGCCAGCGUGCACAAACUAUUUUCUGAGUUCUAUGAAGAAACUUGUAUGGAUUAUGAAGAAGCAUUAGAACUCAAAAACAGUGACAAUGAAAGAUACAGGAAUUUAAUGAAUGAUUUGCUUUUCGACAAUCACUAUUACUAUAAAAGACUUACUAUUUCCAUCGACACUUCAUUGGUAGAGGCGAAUUAUAGGGCUAAGUCUGCGGAUAAAACUGCUUACAUUCAUGUUGUGGGGUUAGGACUAGGUGUUUGGAAAAUAUCGUCACACCAGGAAGAAGUGUAUAUGGAAACUUUCGCUAAAAGAAUUUUAGCUUUGGGCCCAAAUCUACACUCAGUGAGCGAUAUUUGUUUUUCAUAUAUUGAUCAAGACAAAUGCGGAGAUUACAAACAUGGUGAAGUAUUUAAAUUACAAGGCCAUCCUCUAGGAGGUAUAAACAUCCAUAUUUUGAAGAGAAAUCCUCACGAAAAAGUAUCAGAAGGCAAGUUAUUAGUUGUUUCCUAUGCUUGGGAUGGAAAUGCCUUACCUGGUAAUGAAUACUGGUGUGAAAAUUUGAGUGGUAGCAGUGAUUCAGCCACAGCUUCUUCAACACAAAUUGCCGAAAUUCAUAACCCUCAUAUCAAUCCUUUGGUGUGUGCUGAUGAAUUAAGAGUUGUUAAAGAUGGACAAAUUGUGACCUUUGAGAAAUAUCAAAAUCUUAUCAGAUGUAGUAAAGCUGACCAAAAAACGUAGUGUAUUACAAUGUAUUCAAAAAUAUCUGUUUGUAAUAAAUUGAUGGAUGUAGCCGUUA